UUGGGGGGGGGGGGUGUCUGAAUUGGAUCUGUAGUUGAAAGGGUUUUUUUGUUUGUGUGAAGAGGGAGACAAAAAUAACCUGCUUGGGUUGUAAGUUGGUCGGGGCCUUUAAUUUCAACAGUUCGGAUAGCCUGAUGAUUUUACCUGUGACUUUUUAACCUCUGUUGUUCUGUCCUGGUUGUGAGCUUUCACAUGCGAUUGCGGGUGGUGGUAGUGGGGAAAGUACCUUGUCAUUUGUGCAUGGUACCUCCAUGUUAACUGAGCACUCUUUACCAGCAGCUUAUAAAAAAGAUUGAUUUGCUCUACUUGAUUUCUCAAAGUUUUCUACAUUUGCUGCUUCAAAAGAUGCCUGCUGCAGCUCUUCAAGCAAUGUGGUUGCAAAACAAUGUCAGUUUGAGGAAACUUAGCCAAGGAAGAUAGAUAUGACUGUGCUGCCAUUUUUUAACUGUUAAGGUUUGGAGUCUCCCAGAAUGCUGAGCAUAACCCGGUUAGCCCUGGGCACCAAGAUUAUAGGAUUGUCUUUGCGUGGCAAGGCCUCCCUUGCUGCCACAAUGGUGAAAUAUCGGAAGAUGUGGAAGCCAACAGAACCACAGAACUGGGCAGUGGAUUAUCAGGAGAAAUACAUCCCGUUUUCCAAGAAUCAACUGGUUGAAGCCCUGGUAAAGACACUCUAUACACCUAUUGAUCCUGAUCGGGACACAUUGCAGGAAUUCUGUUUGACAGAUGCCGAACGGUUAAUAAAAGAACAGAGAGUUUUGGCCAAGAUGGAACCACUAUUGGAUCAGGCCAACUUCAACAAGUUGUCAGAAGAAGCACUGGCUUAUGCACUAAUUGUCAAUCACCCUCAUGAUGAAGUCCAGGUGACAGUGAAUUUGGAUCAGUACGAAUACAUCACCUUCUGGGCUCUUGGCCAACGGAUAGGACCUCUGCGGGUGAUGGCUGCAACUCGAGCCCAGAGGACGGACUUCUUCAGCACUGCUCGGAUUCCUGCAGACAGGCAUUACUUCAAACGAGUUAUAGUGGCUGCCCGAUCCAAGAAUGCCCAUCUGGUGCUGAAAUGCUUUAAGGACAUCCCUCUGGAAGGUCUGGAGCAGCUGCUGCCCUUGGUCAAAGUCCGCACCUCCAUCUUCCACAGAGCUCUGCUCAACACCAUGCUGGUUGUGAGUGGCUUGGCCCUCUUUGUAAAUGUGGGCAUGGUGGUGCUCUCUGACCUCAAGAUAGGCACCACCACCCUACUCUUCUUCUUUGCUGCCUUGAUGGCCUUCCGGGCUUGGAAGGUCUUUGGCCAGCGGAGGAACAUCCACUCUCUCGAACUGGUGCAUAUGUUGUACUACCGCAGCACCUCCAAUAACUCAGAGCUUUUGGAUGCCCUCACCCUGCGUGCCCAGGAGGAGCACGCCAAGGAAGUCAUCUUGGCACACAGUUUCCUCCUGCGCUGCCACCAGCAACAACAGCAGCCCUUGUCAAAGGAGGCAGGUGUUGAGAGAGACUCCAAUCCUGUUGAACAUCUGAGGAAACAGGUUGAGGCUUGGUUGCGCCUGCGCUCUGGGCUGGAAAUUAACUUCUGUGCCGAACGUGCCUGGAAGCAUCUCAAGGAAUUGGAAGUCAAGGGAGCAGCCCAUCCUGUCAUUGGAUAAGAGCUUCCUCGGAUUGUUUUAAUUGGUAUUUGGGGCUCUAAAUCAGCCUUGUCCCUGUGGUAUUGAGCAUGCCAGGUUUUGAAGGCGAGAGGAUGUGAACCUUAUUUUUCCAAAGCAUUAAGAGAACAGUGCCCUGUGGUGUAGUUACUUGUACCACAUGGAUCCUUAGAAGCUAUUGGAUUUCAGCUCCUGAGAUGUGCUUCCUUUAACAGUUCUUCUUCCAGAUAUCCUGUUGGAAAUGUGCUGUAAUGUUAACCUUUGCAUACUACGAAAAUACUAUUUGGGGUACAACAUUAGGCCUCAUUAUACAAAGCCAUAAUGCACCUCAGAUUCUCUUCUUUGCAGAGAGGAAUUUUCUUGCUUUUAAAAUAUCAGCACUUUUUAUUAGACACACUGCUUUCUCCCCCCCCCUUCCUUUGAGCUGUUUAUUUUUCUUUCUCCAAGGAAUGAGUGGAAGCAGUUUACAUUUGAAAUGAGCACUGUGCAAAGCAGUGAAUCUCUUUUGCAUUUAGGGCAAGAUGGGUUUUUAAUAUCAUGUGCUAGCCUGCUGGGGGCAUUUCUGAAAAAUAUAUUAAACCCCUUCUAUAGCACUUUGAAUUGCACAGUAUACGCUUAAUGGCAAGCUUGAAAGCCAUAUUGCAUGCUAGGUUUCCUUGCUUUAUUAUAGGUGGCACAGGAUGAUUUCCAUCCUGUGUGGUCCUGAACAAAAUAGCAAGUUCAGGCUGUGUAUGGAGGGAGAAAAUGCAAUAGGUAAGUUCUGAGUUACUGGAAGAACAGAACCCUAUUCCCCUUGGUCCAGUAAUUGUUUACACUAAAACACACACAUUUGCUUCUCAAAUUUGAAGUCUGGGAAUUUGCACAUAGCUAAAGGGGGCAGUGGAUGCACUGCUGGAAGACAAGGUCAUAAAAAGAUUGUCAUGGGGAAAACCUUUGUGGUCACUAAGAAUUGAUGGCUUAUUAUCGUAUCAAAAGAAUUAUUGGGUGCAUGAAUUGGGGCGUUUUCACUGCAUGUGAAUCUGUUCUUAUUCUACCCUUAGGGUGACUCCCUGCAUAUCUGACUUUUGUCUAUAUGGAUUGGUAGUUGAUGUAUGUUCAAUGCUUGUGCCCAUGUACUUUAUUCUAAAGAGUGUUCUUGGAACAGGUGCAGCCUUGUGCACCUCUAGCUGGAAGACAUGAAGCCCUUCCCAGUUCUCUUUCCCAUCACCCUUUGUCUCGAGAGAGCAUCUGUAUUCUUUGGGGAAUUGCCACAGAGAAGGAUAUAUCAGAUUUGUAUUCUGUCCACACAAGUGAGAUUAUGACAGGAGCAGCAGGAGCAGCAAUCUAAAUUUUUCUUAGUUUCUUUUGAAAGGUCAUAGACCUUUUUUUUUUUUUGUCUCAAGGUGAGUGAGGAAAAUGUACUCAUCUGGUCUCAAGAGAUCCAAAAGUAAAUACAUUGUAGUAUAAUGAUUCAGUUGAGAACAUUUCCACACUGUUCAUUUGGGAUCCUGCAAGGAGACCAGUGCUGUUAUCUAGUAACCUUCUUUCAAGAUGCUGACCGAAGUGAUUCCAGGGUGAUUGCCUAAUCUGGAUGGAGGUAGGAGAUGAGCUUCAGAACAGAUAGCUUUGGUUUGGCUUAAAGCCUUGAGCUUAUUUUGCUAAUCACAAAGUCACAUUAUCCGCUUCCACCAAAUGGGAAUGAAGUUGUAGUUUGUGGGAUAUACAGAAAGGUCUCUUUCUUACGUGCAAUAAACUUUUUUGUGCAUCUCUGCAUUUUCCUCUCUUUGGUAUGUCUGGUUAUGUAUGAUUUGCUGAACCCGUAGGAGCUUUUUCAAAAGGCAACUGGACUUUGUUUUUCCAUGAAGACAUUUCACUUCUCAACCAAAAAGCUUCUUCAGUUCUGGUUUGUUGAAGUCUCAGCACUUGGAAUUUUGGGAACAUGUUGCAGUUACAACUUUUUUUGCCACCAUUGUUAAGUAAAUCCCUGUAGUUGCUAAGCGAACCAUGUAAUCGUUAAGCAAAUCUGGCUUUUCCCAUUGGCUUUGCUUGCGAGAAGCUGGCUGAUGGAAAAUGGCGAUUAUGUGACCCCAGGACAUUGCAACCAUUGUAAAUGCAUGCUGGUUGCCAACCACCCAAAUUUUGAUCACAUGGCCGUGGGGAUGCUGGGAUGGUCAUAAGUGUGAGGCCUAGUCAUAAGUCACUUUUAUCAGCGCCAUUUUAACUUUGAUCAAUCACUAAAUGAAUGGUUGUAAGUCACGGACUAACUACCAGUUGUAGGUGCGCUUCCAAAUGACAUAUACCAGGGGUGUCAAACUGCAGACCCACAGGCUGGAUGCAUCAUAGCGAAACUGCGCCCACUCCAUUGCCAGCAAUGGCAAAAAAGUUGCGAUACGUCGCGAUGUUGUGAAUUUGAUACCCCUGGCAUAUACAGUCCAUCUUCCCUUCAGCUCUUAAGAGAAGAAAAACAAAUGUACUUUUGUAUAAAUAUUUCUCUGAAAGUUCAAAGGAAGGCACAUCAUUUAGAAGCAUUUCUAGUUACCGCUGAGGAUCAGGACCUGAAGGGCUUAUAAAACUAAUGGAUUGUAUGUUGUCGUCUAAGGCAUGAUGGUGAAUUCAAUUCUCGGUGGAGGGUUUAAAAAUCAGAAUAACAUCUGACUACCCAUAUCUAAAGACUCUCAAUAAAGAUGAAACUGAUCACGUGUCUCGUGGUCGGUAUAAGUGUCAUAGUCAGGGGCAGUUUCUUUUUGAUUUGAGUUGGCAGAUACUCAGCCCCCAAUAAUAUCCUUAUUAGAUAUUAUAUUAGAAUUUGACAUCUGGGCAAAACAACGGUUGAUUUCAAAGCAAUAACAACUCUGCCUUUUCCUCAACAAAGGCAGUCCUUGCUUAAUGGCCAUCUCGUUUAGCAGCUGUUUGCGGUUACAGCGAUGUUGAAAAUGUUUCUACACCCUGCUUAACAUUUGCUCAUUAGAUGUUAUUUUUUUAAAAGAGAGAGAUUAAUCAACUUGUGUAGGUGUAAUAAAGGGACGGAUUGAGAUGAGCUGCUUCCAGUCUCCUAAAACGUGUACAUCUUACAUUGCACUUUGAUGCCACAGGUGAAAUUGGUUUCUUCCAACAUUCAUAGGAACACACACAUCCCAAAUAUGCUAAACCACAAUUUAUUUUUAAUAGUUUGUCAAUUCCUACUUUUACUUCUCACAGAAUCUUUCAAUUUCUAGUCUUCUGUCUACUUGGCUCUCAUUAUUUCCUCCACUAUUACACAUCAAUCUUCGCCUGACCUUUUUUUAUUAAAUUAUUCUCUCCCAAGCCAGUAGAAUGAGAAAAAUCUAAAAUAACCCUUUGGAUAUAUAGUACAUGUAUAUGAAUAUAUUGCUCUUUGUGAAAAGGUAAACAGGGAUAUUCCUGGUUAGCACUUGGAUGGGAGACCACAAGUAGAUUCCCGAACUAUAGACUGGAUAGUUGAAAAAAGUUGAGGUGGUAGUAGCAAAACUAGCCAUACUGUUGUCAAGAAAUUAUAACGUCAAAUAGUACAACUUGAGGGAAACUGCAAGGAUUAACUGCUAUCAGAUCUACCCCUAGAUCAAAACCGCUGCAACUUAAAUCUUGUGAUAAGACACACUAUCCCAGCUUUCUUUAUGGUAGAUAUAAAAUGGAGGCAACUUGGUUACGUUGGUGAGGUGAUCUUUUUAUCUGAACAUCUUUCCCAAAUUAUUAAUAAUGGUUAACAUAUUUUUGCAUUGAAUAGAUUGGGAUGGAAAAUUCUACGGAAUAAACAAUAAUUGCAUUAUAUUACUGCCUGCUUGUUUCAAACAAUGUUUUCCAAACACAGCAAUUUUUAAGGUGUGGACUUCAACUCCCAGAAUUUCCCAGCUAGCAUGAGAAUUCUAGGAUUGGAGGUCCAAACAUCUUAAAGUUGCUAAGUUUGAAAAAACGGUGGCUUAAAAAAUUCAGCAAUUGCACUGAACGCUACAAGCAUACUUUCCAGUGGUGGGAUUCAGCCGGUUCGCACCACUUUGGCAGAACUGGUAGCUAAUUUUUUGUUGCCCAGGCCCAGAAUGGACUUCCAGAAGCGGCAACCACACAGAGAACCGGUUGUUCACAUAUUUGAAUCCCACCAGCAAUCAUUUAUCCUCUGCAGAAACGUCCAGCCUAGUAACUCCUCUUUAGUGCAAUUUUUUUUGUAAGUCUGAGCUCUAUUAGUCCUCUGUGUUCCUACGAAAAGGCAGCUCCUAUUUAUGCUUGGCAGUGGAUAGAAUCUUCAGAUCUCAACAAGAUUAAAUAUUUAUUCAUUUCCAGGCACAGAUCUGUGCUUUGCCAGAUGGCAAAUUAGCACCCUCCAUAGACUUGAAGCUGCACUUUUGCCUAAUAUGGAUGGGAGUAAUUACUUUGUCUCAGAGGCAUACAGUCCAGUAGUUACACUGAACAGGCAGGCCAAAAGCAACCUGUCCCCAUUUUAUACCCCACACAGGCAAAAUAAACGAGCCGAGAACCAGCUGGUCCACCGCUUAGUUCUUAUCUGUGAAAAUAAUGAUUGUGGCGAAGCUUGUAAGCAGUUUAAUGUUCAAAUCCCACGACACAGGUGGUCCUCGACUUACGACUACAAUGCCCUAAAUUUAUGUUGCUAAGUGAGACAGUCGUUAAAUGAAUUUUGUCCCAUUUUAUGACCUUUUAUCACAGUUGUUAAGUGAAUCACUGCAGUUGUUAGUAAUAUGAUUGUUAGGUGUAUCUGACUCCCUUUUGACUGCUUGUUAGAAGGUCACAAAAAGUGAUCACACAACCCCGGGACACUGCAACCGUCAUAAAUAUAUGUCAGUUGCCAAACAUCUGAAUUUUGAUCAUGUGACCAUGAGAACGCCACAACUGUCGUUAAGUGUUGAAAACAGUGAUAAGUCGCUUUUUUUCAAGGCAGUUGUAACUUUGAAGGGUCUCUAAAUGAACUGUUGUAAGUUGAGGACCUCUUGUAAAUAAAAAGUAGUUUGCCCAAUUAGACUGCAAGGUAGUGAAUGAACAACAGCAAUUUGGAUUGUGGCUAACCUCGAUACUAGCUGUGUGGAUUAUAUUUAAGUUGCAAUUUGCUACAUGUAAUCCUCGCUUACCGACUGCCUCAUGCAGUGUCAAAGCUACAAUUAUUUUUUAAAAAAAGCAGCUGACACAAAUUCUGUUGCACAACCAUCAGAGCAUCCCAAUCAUACAAUCACCCAUUUGGGCACUUUGCAACCAGGGCACACUUAUGGCCCCCACCGCAUCCUGCAGUCACAUGACUGCUAUUCACAUGCUUCACAACUGGCUUCUGACAAGCAAAGUAAUGGAGGACACAGAAGUUGCAGUCAUGUGACACCCCUUGUCAUUCACUUAACAACCAAAUAGAAGCAAGCCUGUUGCAGUCGCAUGAUCUUCAACUUAGUGACCAUAUCAUUUAGCGACAGAGUUGAUGGUUGCUUCGUGUUUACUAAACAAAUUACCCAAAUCAUAAUCUUUCAUGGUCUCCUUUCUAACUACGAGCUUCCCCUGUGAAAACUAAGAGAAUAGCAAUAGCACUUAGACUUAUAUACCACUUCAUAGUGCUUUACAACCCUCUCUAACAGGAUUACAGAGUCAAUCUAUUGCCCCCAACAGUCCUCAUUUUACUGACCAUGGAAGGAUGGAAGGCUGAGUCAACCUUGAGCCAGAUAGGAUCGAACUCCUGGCAGUCAGCAGAGUCAGCCUGCAAUACUAUAUCCUAACCACUGCACCACCACCACAGCUAUGGAAUUAGGAGUAAAAAGCAUUUGCCAUACCAAACAAGGAAGAUACAGCUCUGUCAGCUCUUUUCAUUGCUUUUUAAUUUCUAAAAUAAGUAUAAAAUAUAAAAGCCAUUGGAAGAAGACAAAAAGGGACAUUGGUAGAACCAUCAAUUAUGGCACUAGCAAUCAAGUUGAAGGAAAAGCAAACCUGUUGAAGAAAGAUGGUACACAAGUAUAAUUUUGUGAACAUUCCUUAAACUGCAGAUUUUUGGAUAUUCAGCCUACAAUCCCUGUAAUUCUCAGCCAGGAGGUUGAGAAUAUAGGGAGAAACAUUUGGAAAAA
This is a messenger RNA of Crotalus tigris (Tiger rattlesnake), 7675 nucleotides long. It is a transcript of the gene TMEM143, whose product is annotated as transmembrane protein 143. The coding region runs from base 471 to 1637 and encodes 388 amino acids. The record is from RefSeq and is a predicted model, not a curated record. The transcript is spliced from 6 exons. NCBI's taxonomy places the organism in Eukaryota, Metazoa, Chordata, Lepidosauria, Squamata, Viperidae. Gene Ontology annotation, cellular component: mitochondrion.